Molecule: messenger RNA, 4390 nt
Organism: Oxyura jamaicensis (ruddy duck)
Lineage: Eukaryota; Metazoa; Chordata; Aves; Anseriformes; Anatidae
Gene: RECQL5
Product: RecQ like helicase 5
Exons: 20
Coding region: 68-3238 (1056 amino acids)
Biological process (GO): double-strand break repair via homologous recombination
Cellular component (GO): chromosome; cytoplasm
Molecular function (GO): 3'-5' DNA helicase activity; nucleic acid binding; ATP binding
Source: RefSeq, a predicted model, not a curated record
UGACGUCAUCGCACGGCGCCGCGGGCAGCACCUGGCGGACCCUGAGCGGCCCCGCAGCGCCCCCGCCAUGAGCAGCAGCGCGGCCGCCCCCGGGCCGGAGGGCAGAGCGCGGAAGGCGCUGAGGAAGGUGUUCGGCUUUGAGGCCUUCAAGACUUCCCUGCAGGAGAGCGCGACCAUGGCGGUGGUGAGAGGCGAGAAGGAUGUCUUUGUAUGCAUGCCCACAGGGGCAGGGAAAUCCCUGUGCUACCAGCUUCCUGCAGUUCUGGCAGUGGGCAUCACCAUUGUCAUUUCACCUCUGAUUGCACUGAUUCAGGACCAAGUGGAUCACUUGCUGGCUCUGAAGAUCAAAGCCUGCUCUUUCAACUCCAAGCUUUCAGCCCAGGAAAAGAAGGCCAUCCUGGCUGACCUAGCAAGUGAGAAGCCCCAAGUAAAGCUCCUGUACAUCACCCCGGAGAUGGCAGCUUCCUCUUCCUUCCAGCCUACGCUGAACUCCCUGCUGUCUCGAAAUCUCCUGUCCUACCUAGUAAUUGAUGAAGCGCACUGUGUCUCCCAGUGGGGACACGAUUUCCGACCUGACUACCUGCGGCUGGGCACCUUGCGCGCUCGCAUUCCCAAUACGCCGUGUGUUGCCUUGACUGCUACUGCCACCAAGCAAGUCCAGGAGGACAUUGUGAUGGCACUUAAGCUAAAGCAGCCGCUUGCCACCUUCAAGACUCCUUGCUUCAGAUCUAACUUAUUCUACGACGUGCAGUUCAAAGAGCUCUUGACUGAUCCGUAUGCCAACUUGAAGGAUUUCUGUCUGAAGGCACUUGAAGUGAAGAACACCGCUGGGGUGUACUCCGGUUGCGGCAUUGUGUACUGCCGGAUGAGGGACGUGUGUGACCAGCUGGCUAUUGAACUGAGCUACCGAGGAGUGAAAGCCAAGGCGUAUCACGCAGGACUCAAGGCAGCUGACAGAACUUCAAUCCAGAAUGAAUGGAUGGAGGAGAAGAUCCCAGUUAUUGUUGCUACCAUCAGUUUUGGAAUGGGAGUAGACAAAGCAAAUGUCAGGUUUGUUGCUCACUGGAACAUUGCCAAGUCAAUGGCUGGAUACUACCAAGAAUCUGGCAGAGCUGGGAGAGAUGGGAAGCCAUCCUGCUGCCGCCUUUAUUACUCUAGGAACGACCGGGAUCAAGUGAGCUUCCUGAUUAAGAAGGAGCUCUCUAAUAUCCAGGAAAAAAAAGGCACCUUAAAAGAAUCAGACAAAGCUGUGAUGACAGCUUUUGAUGCCAUUGUGAACUUCUGCGAGGAGCUGGGGUGUCGUCAUGCUGCCAUAGCAAAGUACUUCGGCGAUGUCACUCCACCUUGUAAUCAGUGCUGCGAUUAUUGCAAGAACCCAGGGGCAGUGAAAAGGCAGCUGGAGUCACUGGAGCGCUGCAGCAACAGCUGGAGCAAAACCUGCAUUGGGCCCUCAAGUUCCUCCUGGGAUAGCUACGACCCAGAGCUGUAUGAAGGAGGAAGGAGAGGUUGCCGAGGUUUUAGCAGGUAUGAUGAGGAAAGCAGCGGGAAUGGGGAUGAAGCCAAUGAAGAGAUUCGGAAACGGGAGUGGAACAACUUCUACAAAAAGCAGAUGAGUCUGCGCAAAGGCCAAGAACCAGAAAAAGAUGAUUUUAUUCCUCCAAGUGCAGACUGCCCCUUGAAAGACGCCUCCAGCAGAAGAAUCUCUAAGCUCACAGUGAAGGGACGGGAACACUGCUUGAAGAUACUGGAAGAAGCUUUGAGAGCCAACCAAAAGGUUCCAGCAGAAGGAAAAGGGUCAGACCCUCAUGCCUGUGCUGUGGAGCUGGAGUAUGAAGCUUUCAGAACCAGUAAAAUGGCUAACUCAUACAAGGCAUCUGUGCUAAAGAAGGUAGCAGAGAUCAACAAAGCCUCAAAAGGCGGAGAGUUGUUCUCAGUCUUUGGGUCAGGAGCUGGUGGCAACAGAAGCUUGGAAACAAAAUCUGAGUCUCCAGCAGAGGAGGACUUUCUCCCUGCAUCCCAGGUUUACUCGUUCAAACCCAAGCGUGUGGGAGCUGGGUUUCCAAAGAGUUCCAGCGUAUUCCAGACAGCUUCAGAACUGCUGACGAUCCAGGAGGAAAGCAAUGCAAAGCUUGUCAAAAAAGAAGAUUGUCUAAAUGAGCAAGACAACAGCAACUGUAAUCUGGAACUAAACAAGAGAAACCGUGUGCUCCAGAAGAAAGAAAAAGCAAAAAAAGAAAAAGCAAAGUGUGAGAGUUCUGAGGCAGAAGUACUCCUUCCUGAAAAGAAGGGACAGCAACCCAGUGCAGACACAAAAUCUGCCCUUUGUGAUAGCCCUCCCAAGAAAGCCAAAGUUAGCAAAAAGCAGCAAAUGCUGGCAGAAGCAGCCAAAAAAGAAUCACAGGAUAUUUCCAAGUUCUUCUCCCUCUCCAAAGGUGGGUCUAAAGCCAAAAGUUGCAGCACAGCAGAGGAAGUCAGCUGUUCUGCAAGCACACUACCUCAGGUUUCUUCUCAAAGCGUAUGUCAGGAGAAACCAAUACCUCAGGGAAACGAAGAUGAAUCCGGAGAGGAUGUGACUGCGCAGUCCCAGGCAGAGAAUAAAGAGCUGGGGGACACAGAAGGAACAUUGACUGAGAAGGAGGAGGAAGGAACACUGCCUGAGAAGGAGGAGGAUUUUAAGACCCAGCAGGCUGCUGACUCUGAACUCCUUCAGGAAGAACUUGAUGUAAAAUUCAGUGCUGCUGAAGAUGUCACAGAAACUGAAUUAACUGUUGUUGGGGAAGGUCAGAGUGGGAAGCGACCAGGAUGGGAUGAGGAUAUGGAAAGCCCCGCAACAAAGCGGCUGCGGACAACAGCAAAGUCUUCUAUUCUGUCCCAGCCAGAAAGCAAAAGUGUUGGUCCAACAAAGAAGAAGGUGACUUUUGAUCCAAACUUAUCACAGUACGAUAAAGAAGGAGCCAGCAAGAUCAUACAGCCAGCGACCAAAGGCAUGUCCCUCAAAGAGACAGCAGACAUCGUUGUAAAAUAUUUGACCCCAUUCUACAAGGGCGGCAAAUUUGCUACCAAGGAUCUGUUCAAGGGCUUUGCUCGGCACCUGUCUCACUUGCUGACUGAAGAUCAGAACCCUGCCCGCAAGACUGUGAAGGAAGAAGCACAGAGACUCAUUAAGGAGUUUUUCAAAACACGAGUCAGAUGUGAGAGCGAGGCAGACUGGCAGGAGCUGCAGAGCUCGGAGAGAUGAUCCUUGCGUCUUGUUCGUCUCUUCCUUCUUCCAGUUGUGGGACCAGAGGAUCUUGAAAAACUUAGCCACGGAGGGGUUUAUGAAACUGCAGAAGUGAACUUCCUUUCCCCAGUGCAUUUUUGCUCUCUUCUGCCUGCAGUGCCACCUUAGUGACACACAUUUCCACAAAACCAGUUUCUGUGAACUUAUGGAGAGUUUCUCCACUAACCAGAGCACCGAGGUCCUCCAGUACCUCGUGCCAAGAGGUACGAAGUCUCCAUCUGCUGUGUAGGUUAGGGGCUGCUGCCUCAGGUGUUUUGCAGUGCCUCCAACUUCUGCCCCUGCAGCAGUCUGGGAAGGCAUCUUUCUGGGAAUCUGCUUUGGGAUGGCAACCUCUUGCUUCCUAGGUGGCUAUUCCUCCUGCUCCCCCCCCCUAGUUCUUAUUUAAGUGUUACCAAUAGAAGCCUUAUGCUACAAACGAGUUCACAUGCUUUUGCUCAGGGCUGCCAAUGCUGAACUUGAUGUUUAAGUACCUGGAUGGAAUGUUUUUCCUUGGAGGGCAGCAGAGGAGUGUUUUGUUUUUACUCUGCAGGCAAUGCCUACUUUCUGAAGGUAGAGAAACUCAGAUUCUUUUUGUUUUAAUCCUGUGUUUUGUUUUGUUUUUUUUUAACUGUGUCUGGUUCUGCCUGCCCUUUAACUUAAGUGGUGAUGCUGUCUCGGUAUUAACCUUUCUAGUAGUGGCUCCAAGGUUGCCAACACUUUUCCAGCAUUGCUUGUAACCCCUAAAGCCAUAUCUGCUCCCUGUGCCUCACCCACAGCCUGCAGUACAGAGGGCAAUGCUGCUGUUACUACUGGUUAAUGUACUGCUGUGGCCCUCAAGUUGACACUGCGGUGCCUCUGCUGCUAUAUUUAUAUAAGGACCUGAACUGUAGGGUAUCAGUGGGCUUGAAAUAACCUGAUUCCCUGGCACGAGUCCUUUCUGUUUGGUUUCAGUCGGGUUCUGUCUUUUUUCCAUGCUUAUAGAGGCUGGUGGCCUCAGGCAGUAUUGCUGCUAGAGGAAUCUGCAGCCUGAGAAGCCAUGAAACAGGCUUUUGAAUCACUGUACUCACCAGAUGAUUAUUUUUAUGUACUGAAGGGUAUGUGCAGAACUGACAAUAAAAGUGUUAUUGCAGC